AUGGAAUUCACAUUGCUUUGUAACCUCGGAGGUCCGCGCAAUGCCAGCGUUUCUUUACGGCUUCAGCUGCUGCAUGUGUGGCCGGCGAAGUCUCCAGGGGACAUUAGGAUCUACAAUUACUAUAAGUUGGUAUGCUUUGCGCAGGGUACGCUGAUUCAUGGCGUCUCACCAACUUCAAUGGCUUCUGGGAUUCGUCGUAAUCUCUCGGUUGGAAAGAUAUACGUCAUAAAGUCUUUUGCCCUGAGAAACCCGCCGAAUCAGUAUCGAUCGUGUUCCUUUGAUUUGGCUUUGGGGCUUUCGCCUUCGACUUCUUUCCAGCCCUGUGUUCUUCCUGCUGAAAGUUUCCUGGUUGAUGCUUACGAGUUUGUGGCUUUCUCCCAGUUAAAUAUGCGUGCCGGUAACCAUUGUUACUUGACAGAUGUCAUUGGCCGAUUCUAUUCGAUCAGUGGGAUAUCGCACAAGAUCACAAAUAACGGCCCUGCAGUCAAGCAGACGAUUACCAUUGAGGAUGAAAGUGGAGUGAAGGUCUCGAUUACGCUCUGGGAUGAGUUCUCCAUGGUGUUGGAUCAUGUUGCUCUCAGUCAGGCUGACUCGAUUGAAGCUGUGAUUUUGGCACUUGGCGGCUUGCUGGUUAAUAAGUUGGGAGAUGAUUAUGUUCUGUCGAGUUCAGCCGCUACUCGCAUAGCAAUCAAUCCUCCUGUACCAAAGGCUUAUUAUCUUGCAUCUAGGUUUGCUGAGAAACAUGAGGUUGUUGAAUCCUUGCCAGUUGAUUUUGCUACGGCAGUUGAUGCUACAGCUGAUGCAGAUUGUCGAACUAAGACUUUGGACCAGUUGUUGGCCUUAUCCAGAACGAAUUCCUCACGGGAAGAGAAGUAUCGUUGCGGUGGAGUGAUUGUCGAUGUAGAGUCAAGCACACCUUGCCAAGUCGUUCCUCUUGAUGAUCCUACGGUGGUGGGUGAUUUGCUUGAGUAUUCUUCGCACCCUCCGUUGGCUGCUCCUGUUGUGUGCACAUCGAGUAGCGUGGGAGGCCCAUCAGGUUCAUCGAGGGCUGCAAAGGGAAAGGAAAAGGUUUCAGACUCUCUCCUCGUUGAAGCUCCAGCUAUGCCGUUUAACAUCACUGAUGAACCAGAUCUAAUUGAUAGAUUUCCCAGCUCCGAGGCCAAGGAUUUGCGGAACCCUAUUUCUGCAAAUGUCGGAAGUGAAGAUAUUGAUACUGGGUCGCGGAUUCUUGGAGGUUCUCAGCUUUCAGUGAUGGGUGUACAAGUGGGCUCUACCCGAGCUGCUGCAACUGUGCCCAUGUCUUCUGCAGUCCAUUCUUGUGCACCAUCUGUCCAAUCUGCUACUUCGAUGAUCCCCAAACGAUCAUCCAGAAUUGAUGAGUCCAUGAGCCCUGAGGAUGUUGGUCGUGAUUCAUCUAUGCCCGCUGCAAAAAUUCUGAAGCCAUCCCCCGAGUCAUCUCUUGGAAAGACCUUAGGUUCAACCGUCGGCUCGCCUUCGGCAUCGCUGUUGGUUUCUCCACUGGCCAAGAUCAAGGUGGAGAAAUUAGAUGCUGCCGAUAUUGCUCAGGUGCCACAUGGUGGUUCCUCGCAGGCAGGUGUUAAUAUAGAAAGGGAUUCUUCAGUGGAUAGUCAGAAGAACUCGGCUGCAAAACGUGCUUUGUUCAAGAACAAUGCCUCCAAGAAUAAGAAAAGCUCAAUAUCAGACUUUAACACGUCCAUCACGGCAAAGGAUAUUGUGCUAUCAGACUAUGAAGCAAUUGGGAGACAGAGAAAUAACCCAACCCAUAUUUUAUCAGGAACAGGGGGAGCGUUAUAUGGGGGCUGA
Linum trigynum is the source of this 1824-nucleotide messenger RNA. The record is from the annotation of a GenBank genome assembly. Lineage: Eukaryota; Viridiplantae; Streptophyta; Magnoliopsida; Malpighiales; Linaceae.